UUCAUUCCCCAAUGGACAAAAAAUUAAAGAAAACUUUAAUAGAAUUAUUAGAUAUAGCACCUUUGAAGCUAGUUGGUAUUUUAAAAAAAUAUCCAUCAUUAAAGCGAGUAGAUAUUGAGAAUGUAAAACUUGCCCAUAGUACAUUAAUUAAUUUUGGUAUUGAUCAAGAUCAGAUUACUGAAAUACCACAAUUAAUUGCAUUGUUGCCUGUAGUUAUUGAGAAUCGCUGUUUAUUACUACAAGAAUUUGGAUUUAAUAAAAUCACGGCUCAAUUAUUAUUACGAUAUUUAGUUACUGUUAAAAAACGUGUAUCUUUAUUAAAAUCGCAUGGAUUGCUGCCUGCCGACGCAAAUGUACCUGAAAACAUAUAUAGUUAUAUAGAAAAACCACCAAAAACUGCUCCUAUGUUACCGAUUUUAGAUGAAAAAAAAUCAUUGUAUGAAGUUUAUAUGUCUGUGCGGGAACACUACCUUACUUGGCGACUUGAAUUUCCAAAUCGAGAUUCAUAUUUGAGUAUAUUAAAUACUUACUGUCGAUUAAAACAUAAAAGUUUUCGUUCUGUUGAGGAAACAAUUAAAAUACUCGAAAAUGAUCUUGGUUUUACAAAAGAACGAAUUCGAAAUCAUGGUUAUCUACUACACAGUAAUCCACAUAAUACUAGAAGUAUAUUAUCUGAGAUCACAGAAAUUGGUGGAAUGCCAAUACACGAAGUUUUAAAAAAAUAUCCAAAAGUCAUAAUGACAAAUGUAAAGACUAUUAAAGAAAUUAUCCAAAUUUUAAAAGAUAACAAUAUACCAAAUGAAUCAAUACAGCAAUCGUAUACUAUUUUUACUAUGGCAUCCAGAUCGAUUUUGAAUCGUUUACAUCAAUUAAAAGAAAUACCAGAAUUUAAUGUGUUGUCGAAAAAUAAACGUAUUUUAAAGUUAGUAAAUCAUCAGCAUAAAGCGAAACAACGCUUAGAAUAUUUACAUAAAAUUAAAAUGCGUAAUGCCAGUUUACAUAUUUUAUCAUCUACUGAUGCGGAUUUUGAAAAGUAUGUAAUUAGUGGUGCCGAUAAAACUCGUGGAAUGGAUGUGAUUAAUUAUUUGAAAGAUAAAUUAAAAGAUAAAUCAAAUGAUAUACGAUCUGAAUUAAUGAAGCACCCAUUUUGGUUUCAUGUACCACUUGUACAAGUAUCUGAAACUUGCGAAUAUUUAUGUAAAAAUUAUAAUGUUCAGGAUAUAAAAGAAGUAGCACAAAUAUUAUUGUAUCCAAAGGAAAAAGUGAAAACAGAAAUAUUGAACAUUCGAAAUGUUCCAGAAAUUAAAAGAAAAUGGCUUUCACCUGUGCAAGAAUUAAAUUUAUGUCUUUAUUAUUUAGAAAAACCGCACCAUUUUUCUGGUGAUGGAAUCUGGAAAAACGAAACUAUAAGUUAAUUAUUUCA
Messenger RNA from Chrysoperla carnea, 1423 nucleotides. It is a transcript of the gene mTerf5, whose product is annotated as transcription termination factor 5, mitochondrial. NCBI's taxonomy places the organism in Eukaryota, Metazoa, Arthropoda, Insecta, Neuroptera, Chrysopidae. Gene Ontology annotation, biological process: termination of mitochondrial transcription; regulation of DNA-templated transcription. The record is from RefSeq and is a predicted model, not a curated record. The coding region runs from base 12 to 1415 and encodes 467 amino acids. Gene Ontology annotation, molecular function: double-stranded DNA binding. The transcript has 6 exons. Gene Ontology annotation, cellular component: mitochondrial matrix.